CUCUCUCUCUCUCUCUCUACAGAGAAGGGUUUUCUUUUGUUCCAAGCCUUCAACUUGAAAGAAGAAGUGCAUGCUCAGGAAAAUUGUACGUAAUACGUAUAUAUUGGUAAAUGACGAUGAUCUGCAACAAUGGGCAGUUGGGUGGUGGAGACACAAGGAUGACCAAAGUGUUCGUGGGAGGCUUAGCAUGGGAGACUUCAAAGGAGGCCAUGAGAGACCAUUUUGACAAGUACGGCGAGAUCUUGGAAGCUGUCAUAAUCUCCGACAAGGUCUCCGGCAGAUCCAAGGGCUACGGUUUCGUGACGUUUAAGGAAGCCGAAGCGGCUAAGAAGGCUUGCGAGGACGCCACGCCGAUCAUUAAUGGUCGCCGAGCGAACUGUAACCUGGCUUCUCUCGGGGCACGCCGCCCAAGGGUGUCCUCCACCCCGCCUCCACAACCAUCCACCAAUAUUGGACCGAGAUCUGCAUCACCUGGACCUGCGAGUCACGUGCAGUGGUACUAUCCGGCGAGAGCACCUGCAUCGCCGUUUCAUCAUCAGCACCAUCAGGCCGUUCCUUACUAUGGGUAUUCUCCGAACUUCAUUUCCACAGAUAUGAGUUACAACCACAAGUUAAGCUACACUGGUGGGUCCUACAUGAACCACGGCCAUUUCUCUCAAGUGUACACUGGUCAGCCAAUUGUGGGUGCAAACUCGUUGGUGCCAAUGUACCCUUUCUACCAUUUCCAUCAAUCGCAGACAAUGGGCCUUCCAGCCCACGUUUAUUCACCAAACACAGCUGGACCUAUGGUGACAGGCCCAACUCUGAUGUCAAAGCCCAUAUCAAUUUCUCCUCCCAAUACAGGUGCAGUUGGAACUGGUGGAGCUGUAAGAACAAUGGCAAAGAGCACUUAA
This is a messenger RNA of Ilex paraguariensis (yerba mate), 893 nucleotides long. NCBI's taxonomy places the organism in Eukaryota, Viridiplantae, Streptophyta, Magnoliopsida, Aquifoliales, Aquifoliaceae. The record is from the annotation of a GenBank genome assembly.